Scomber scombrus (Atlantic mackerel) is the source of this 1912-nucleotide messenger RNA. RefSeq names its product Aly/REF export factor (gene alyref). Gene Ontology annotation, biological process: mRNA export from nucleus. The transcript has 6 exons. The record is from RefSeq and is a predicted model, not a curated record. Lineage: Eukaryota; Metazoa; Chordata; Actinopteri; Scombriformes; Scombridae. Bases 1023 to 1616 code for a protein of 197 amino acids. Gene Ontology annotation, cellular component: nucleus. Gene Ontology annotation, molecular function: mRNA binding.
CCGGCGGCGGCAGAGGAGGAGGAGGCCCCGGGCGUCUUGGAGUCGGCGGCGGAGGCUUUGGAGGCCGAGGCGGCGGAUCCGGCCCCAUGAGGAGCCGCCAGAACCUGAGCCGCGCUAGAGGCAGACCGACGCCGUACAGCAGGGUAUGAGAAAGUUAGAGGAAAUGAGCUGAAAAAGGAAAAAAAUACCCUCGGCAGACCUGAAAAUGCCCGGGUAACAUCCUUCUGUUCCCCCUCUAGUCAAGUGAAUAAAAUGAUUGCUAACCGCCGAGUUUGCCCUCGGAGGAAAGCUCUAUAAUUUGCGGUUAAGCAUUAAUGGAAGUUGUAUGCAUAGUGUCUCCCUUCUCCCACAACCUGUAUAUGUUACUCCAUUUUUUUCCAAGAAGAGGCCCUUUGGAAACGGCUACAUUAGCUAACUAGCUAAAGUUGGAUCGCCAUUUUGAAUCCAAGCAGCUUAAAUUAGAGCUAGUCGUCCACGGGUCAAUAAUGGUGCUUUUCCAACCCAAAGUGUCAAAAAUGAUGAGAGGAAGCCACUUCAUCGAGAAAACCACCCUCAAAUGAUUUUUUUCCUGUCCCUGCGGGAGCAAAACUUAGUUUUUGUCCUGGUGCAGCGGCCUUUUGUUCGGGAGUGGCCGGCGGGCUCCAUAACAAGGCCACAUUUUGGUGGCGUUUCGUCAGUGUGGCUGGAUCAGUGGACUUCACCCCCUGAUAGUGUUCCUAUAAGGCAAAUCUUCACUCUUUUUUAAGUGUGAAUGUGUAUCUAUACAAAGCCCCAGUGAAAAUGGCGUGGCCUCAAAAUGGACGCUCAAAUAAUCCACGCUCGCAUAGAUGGGAUAGCUGGCCUGUUUUUUUUUCUCUAGUUUUUCCGAUCCACUCCCCCUCCUCUUAUGGACACUUCCCCAUCGUGAAAAGCCCCCUUUUCAUGGCUUUGUAAAGAACUCUUGGGCGGGCCAGGGAACGUGGUGCAACGCUGGAGGCAACACUGCUUCAGAUGGCGACCCGAGGAUCAGUUCUGGAGAGCCUAUGGUGGAGGCGCAGAUGCCUAAACAGCUUCCAGAUAAGUGGCAGCAUGACAUGUUCGACAACGGCUUCAGUGGCUUCAAUGGUGCUGCUGGGGGUGGCGGAGGAGCCGGCGUGGAAACUGGAGGGAAGCUCCUUGUCUCCAAUCUCGACUUUGGGGUCUCAGAUGCAGACAUUCAGGAACUCUUUGCUGAAUUCGGGACACUGAAGAAGGCUGCAGUUCAUUAUGACCGAUCCGGAAGAAGCUUGGGAACCGCAGAUGUCCACUUUGAAAGGAGGGCAGAUGCUCUCAAGGCCAUGAAACAGUAUAAUGGCAUCCCUCUUGAUGGGCGGCCUAUGAACAUACAACUCGUCACAUCACAGAUUGACACACAGAGGCGACCUAUGCAGGGUCUGAACAGAGGUGGUGGAGGCAUGAACAGAAAUCGUGGAGGUGGUGGUUUCGGCGGUAUGCAGAGAGGCCGUGGCGGACGUGGUGCAGGCGGUGCCAGGGGAAGAGGUCGAGGUGGCCGCGGGGGUAACACCAAGCAGCAGAUGUCGGCAGAGGAACUUGAUGCCCAGUUAGACGCCUACAAUGCCAGGAUGGACACCAGCUAAGAAACAAAGCUGUUCCUCCUGGUUGUUGUCCCUCCCUGUCUGCACAGAAGGGGUUGUUACAAAUGUGCAGAAUAUUUUACACUUGGUUGUCUUCUGAUGUGAUUGAAUUAUUGGUCCAACCUCUUCUUCUUUUAAAUGCUCUGAAGUGUUUUUUACCAGUGUUUUUUUUCCCCCCUUUUUUUCUGAUGAAAAUGGUUCAGACUGUAGGUUAUUAAGAACUGGGUAUUCCCCAGUUCAUUCCUCUACCUUGUAGUUAAUGGAACUUGUAAUAAAACCUGCAGUGUAUAUUAACCAAA